CAGCUGCUCCGUCGCUCUCGGGGUUUGACAGAUGGAGUUGGUUUGACUCGGAGUCAGGGCUCAUAACAUUAAAGGGGAAAAUAGGAAGAAAUUCAAAUUUUUAUCUGCAAUGAGAGGUGAACAGACAGAAAAUGGAGAAAACUCAACGAACUCGCAGAGCGAAAUGCUGAUCAACCAACUGAGGGAGAUCACUGGCAUCCAGGACCCACAGAUUCUCUACAAAGCCUUGAAUGCCAGUCAGGGUGACGUUGGACAUGCUGUGGGGCUGUUGACAACCCAGCCUGCAGAGGUUCAGGACCCUGGAGAACCACAACCUUUAGAGACCUCUGCAGAAGCCUGGGAGGCCCAGAAAGACCUUCCUAAAGAUGAGCUGCAGACAGCCAUAGAACUCAGCCUGCAGGAGUCCCACAAUGCCCAGGAGGAAGAGAGAGAAUUUAACAGGGCUCUGGAGGCAAGCGCUGAGGAGAAUGCAGCGAGAAUGAAGAGGAAGAGAUGUGAAGGCCAGAGUGAGAUGUGCAGCCCUGCAGACUGGAUCCGUCAGGACAACUGGCCCGUGGGCAUUCGAAAUGUUGGAAACACCUGCUGGUUCAGCGCUGUCAUCCAGUCUUUGUUUCACCUGCCUGUAUUCAGGAGGUUGGUUCUCAACUACCAUCUGUCUGAGCGAGUCCUGGAGAAGUGUAAGAGCCAUGCUGACAAGAGGAACAUAGCUUUCAUGCAGGAGCUGCGCUGCCUGUUUGCCCUUAUGGUGGGCUCCACACGCAGGUUUGUGGAUCCUUCUGCAGCUGUGGAGUUACUGCGAGAUGCCUUCAGGACCAGCGAAGCCCAACAGGAUGUCAGUGAGUUUUCGCACAAACUUCUGGACUGGUUAGAGGAUGCAUUUCAGCUGGCUGCCAAAGGAAAUAAUGCAGAAGACAAACAACAUAACCCCAUGGUUCAGCUUUUCUAUGGUACCUUUGUGACAGAAAGAAAACACGAAGGUAAAACUUUGUGUAACAUUGAGCAGUUUGGGCAGUACCCUUUGCAAGUCAACGGUUUCAACAACCUGGAUGAAUGUCUAGAAGGUGCUAUGGUGGAGAAGGAGAUUGAGUCAUUACAUUCAGAUCACAGUGUCACAUCCGGCCGAGAGAGAUGGUUCAAAAAGUUACCACCAGUCUUGACAUUUGAACUGUCGAGAUUUGAAUUCAACACUCAGCUUGGGCGUCCUGAAAAGAUACACAAGAAACUGGAGUUCCCUCAAAUUAUUUAUAUGGACAGAUAUCUUCACAAAAACAUAGAACAAACUCAUGAGCGGAGAACUGAAGUGAAAAAACUCAAAGAGCAGCUUGCAGCCCUUACACAGAAACUUGAGUGCUACAAAAACUAUGGUUCAGGACCUACCAAGUAUCCUUUGGCUGACAUGCUGCAAUUUGUUCUGGAGUUUGCAACCACCAAGCCUUCAAGUGUUUCUCCAGCUGAAGAUCUGAGACCAACUUCACCUUUACUGUCUACAAACCACCCCCUCAGUGAGCCCAUCUUCAAAGACAACAGUGAAUCUGGAGACACAGACUCUGCAGAUGGCCUUGUUUCUGGUGUUUCAAGUUGCCAGCGGACCCCCAUAUACAAGCCUUUUACCCAGUGUAAACACCCAAUUGACUGCCCGCCACACCCAGCCCCUCAUAGCAUCACAGAAGAAGAGCUGCACUUUGUAAAGACCUGCCUGCAACGAUGGAGGACUGAAGUAGAGAAUGACAUCAAUGAGCUAAAGGCCAGCAUCGACAAGCUCACUCAGUUGCUGGAGGGUAUGUACUCAGACAACAGCCUGUGCCAGGUUCCCUACAGACUCCACGCAGUGCUGGUCCAUGAAGGCCAAGCGUCAGCAGGUCAUUACUGGGCCUAUAUCUACGACCAUGCCAACAAGCGCUGGAUGAAGUACAAUGACAUAAGCAUCACUGAGUCAUCAUGGGAGGAGCUGGAGAGAGACUCCUUUGGUGGGAUGACCAACGCUAGCGCUUACUGUCUGAUGUACAUCGAUGACAGGCUACCCCAGCUUAUUACAGAUGACACGGAUGAUGAAACAGGCCAGGUGCUGCAUGGCAUGGACUCGCUACCACCCAUUCUUAGACGUUUUGUCCAUGAAGAUAACCGCUGGUUCCAGCAGGAGCUCAGCGAAUGGGAGGAGCAGUUCUGUCAGACCGCUGCUCCUCAGGGAGAGUCCACAGCACCCGCAGAGCCCACAAACCCAAAUACAGAAAAUACAGAACAGACACCAGUGGAGCCCGUACCCCAGUCAGGACCAGCCACUGAAGAGGUGAAAGAGCAAGGCUCUACUUCAGAACCACAACCACAACCAGAAGCUGAGAAGGAGCCAGAGCCUGAGUCCAGAGAGAAACCUGAAGAAGAAUCAGAGACAACACCUCCAUCUCUUCCACCACCACAGACCCCUGGCUGCCAGACAGACGACACCAGAAGCACAGCAGUCACUGACACCCUGGGACCCAGCCAGAGCUCCAGCACAGCUGAGAAAGAGCUUCAGAGUCAGACCCCUGUGCUUGAGGCAGAGCUCAACAACCAGACACCAUCUGAAACCCAUGAGAAAAAGGACGAUUUGCAAGUGUCAGACUGUAGUCCCAUGGCUGAAGGAGAGCCAGAAGCUUCUGGAGAAGCCCCUGAACCUGAGGAGAAGCAGGAGGAAGAGCAGGACCAGCAGCAGGGGGAGGAGGUCCAGCCAGUUAGACAGCGACAGCCUGAGAAUGAGGUCUCAGAGGUGGAUAUCCCCAACGUGGGCAGGAUCAUGGUGAGAGCUGAUGCCGAUGGAUACAAUGAAGAGAUGAUGCUGACUCCAGCAAUGCAGGGUGUCAUUCUGGCCAUCGCCAAGGCCAGACAAAUAUUUGAUAAGGAGGGACCUGAGGCUGGCCUCAUCAAGGCCUUCCAUGAGGAGUAUUCCCGCUUGUAUGAGCUCUCCCAGGAGGAGACUACGCCCCAGGAGGACGUCCGUCUGCAGCACUGUCUAGUUUACUUCUUCCAGAACAAAGCACCAAAACGUGUCAUUGAGAGGACACUGCUGGAACAGUUUACUGACCGCAACCUGAGCUUUGAUGAGAGGGCCAUCAGUAUCAUGAGGGAAGCAAGAGCCAAACUGCGCCUGAUCAAGCCAGAGGACAUGGACAUGGAUGAGUACCUGCAGUGGCAUGAUGACUACAGGCUCUUCAGGACGGUGUUUGUCUACCUGUUGACAGGACUGGAGCAUUACCAGAAUGGGAAGAUGAGAGAAGCACUGACUUACCUGGCUCAUGCAUAUGAGACCAACAUCACGCUGCUGAAGAACGGAGAGAAGCGAGGCAUCGACAAGUCUCUUAUUGCAGUUUACAGGAGGAAAUGUCUCACCGUAUUGAAUGAAAGUGCAUCAAAGAUGUUCUGCAGCGGAGAGGAGACCAGUGUGGAGGAGGGCAUCUCCAUCAUGGACGAGGCCGUCAUCCCCUGCCUUCACUUGAUGAGCCGAGACAUGUCUUUAUCUCAGGAGGACCGGGACGCAAUGGAGAACAUCCGCAGCCACUGGUGCUGCUGUCUGGGCCAGGACAUGGAUGCCUCAUUACAGAUAAAGCUGGGUGAGUUUCUGCCCAGGGUUCUGGAUGGUUCAGCUGAGACCGUAGUUCUUAAAGACCCACCAAAAGUCCAUGUCAACCAGGCUCACGACUUGUGUAGUCGCCUGGCUGCUGUCAUGGAGUCCAUCCACAACACCUCAGUGGUCAUUGUGAAGUAAAGCCCAGAGUGAGACCCUCAACAACCUCCUUAAACUGUGCGUCUCACCUGCUAGCAACCUUACUGAUGGAUUUCCCUAUGUGGACACACUGUGGGGUGGAGACAGAGGGUGGAUUUCCAUUUACCAAAUUCUUUAUUGAUUUUAUUCCCUGUUUUAGUCUUGUACAUGCAAAUCAUUUUAAUGUUAUACCAGAAAACAGCACGCACUCUUUACAGCUGAAUAGAUCCGUUUUAACAAUUCUAUUCAGGGCACACUCACACUAGGCCCAGUUUCCCAAUACCCCAUACCAUGGCUCUAAGCACAGACGUGUCCUCCCUUCAUUUGUAUGACGCACCCUCUCACAGAGUUGGCAUAGACAACAUGACUUUACUCACUUUAGGAUUUAUUUUGAAUUGUAUUGUAAGAGACAUCCCCUCACACUCUACCAUUGUUAAAACUGGUUGGGAGAGGAAUGGUUAUAGAGAAUGAUUACAAGUCACUUGCAUGAUGCACACCUGUGCUUGUACUGUGCUGAAGCCCACCUCCUCCAUCCUUGGCCCAUGCCAGGGCCAAGGAAGUAUACAUUAAACAGAGGUGGAGAAAAGCAUUUAAUCACAUUACUGUAAUUAAGUAGCUUUUUUGUGUACUUGUACUUUUUCGAGCCAUUUUUAAAAUCUGUAAUUUUACUUUUACUUUCAUAUAUUUAGGAAAGCACUGAGCUCUUUAUGGCGCAGCACCAUCUGAUAUCAAAAGUACCUACUCAUUUUAGGAUGUCUGUACUUUGAGUGAACUUCAAUUGAAUUACAUUUUACAGAUUUAUACACCUGUUAUUUUACUUUUGCUAAAAUAAAUUUUAACCAAAGUACCUGUACUUUUACUUGAGAGCAAAAUUCUUGUAUUCCCUCCACCACUAACGGUACAAAGUACGCACACUGGUCAUCAAACUGGACUUUGGGACUCAGGUGUGCUUGGGCUCAAUACAGAUUGCCUCAAGUACCUUUUCAAUGCUCCAAGAUCAACCGAGCCUGAGCCUGGUUACCUCUUGUACAUACAAUACCUCAUCAUGUAGUCCAGCUAACUCUGAAUGUUCACGUCUGUCCAAUUUGGAGUAAACACUUGACCUCUGCAUUGGACCAGCAUAAGCCCUUUUCUGCCAUUGUUAAUAAAUAAUUGUUGAGAGGAACAGUGGCAUCCGCAAUAUGUCAUGUCCACAUUGUGCAGCUGCACUUGUGCAUGAGCAACCAAACUGUGCUGAAGCACACCUGUUCUAAAGAUGCCUAGGUCAAGGAAGUUUACCAGAGCAUGGUACAGAUUGCCUAGUGUGAGUGUGCCCUCAGUCAUCAUGGCCUUUGGCAGCAGCAAGUUAUGCAGGAGGCCAAAUAUGGUCACUCUUAACUGUUUUUUAUCUCUGCCCCUUUUGCAGCUUUUUCCCAACCAGAUUAGUAUCCCAAACACCUGAUUUAGAGCUUCUGCAUUUUACUUCCUUUCACUUUGGGGUUGCAGCUUGCCACCAUAAUGGCCAGUUUUUUUUAUCAAUAGUACAGAGAACUAUAGAGGUUCAACCAGCUUCUCAUACAUGUGCAUUUACAAACAUUCAGAGGGCAUCAGAAAAGCUUGAAGCAUUGACUAACACUUUUUCAAGUACAAACAUAGACAAACUUUAAUGGCCAUCAAACUCUUGAAACUGGGACUAACUAGACUGCCGCUCAAAUCCACAGAAAAUUGCCAGACUGGUUUUUGUGUUGCUAAGCAGUGUGAAUGCACAAUAGGGGAAAAACACUUGAUUUGUACUGCACAAUAUCAAACUAUUAAUGAGCUUUUUUAAAUAUAUGUUUUUUAUUUCUUUUUAUUUUCCUAUACAGAUUUUAGGAUGUUUUUACAUGUAGGUAAAGCUAGGAAUAAAGAUAUCUACUGAGCUAUUAUGCUGAAAAAUAUAAAUGUUAAGUGCAAUUUAAAACAAAGAACUACUGCACCAGCAAAUGCACAGGUCGCAGUUACUCUGUACACUGUUACCCUCUAUUAGAUAGUGGCAACUCUGCUUUGUACCAGUGUGACAGCACCUUGCUCUACAGAUGUGCCUUUUCUUGACUUUUGAGGGGCUCUUUAUAAAUCAUGCAGAUGCUUUUUAAGGGAAACAAGUAAACGGAAAUACUGCAGAGUAUCAUGAAUUAAUUCUCUGAUUUGGGAUUUUCAAGCCAGCGACAUGAAGCCACUCUGGUUGCCAACUCCUGCUGCUGAUUUCACAUUGCUAUAUCAUCUGUAAUCUUUGAUGACACUUAAUAAAAUAUUUUAAAUACUA
Molecule: messenger RNA, 6017 nt
Organism: Cheilinus undulatus (humphead wrasse)
Lineage: Eukaryota; Metazoa; Chordata; Actinopteri; Labriformes; Labridae
Gene: usp28
Product: ubiquitin specific peptidase 28
Exons: 26
Coding region: 110-3739 (1209 amino acids)
Biological process (GO): protein deubiquitination; regulation of protein stability; DNA damage checkpoint signaling
Cellular component (GO): cytosol; nucleus
Molecular function (GO): cysteine-type deubiquitinase activity; cysteine-type endopeptidase activity; protein binding
Source: RefSeq, a predicted model, not a curated record